GAGAUCCUGGAUCACAGGGGCCGUCAGGGAGGUCAGGCUUUCCAUGGGUGACAUUUAACGCCACACGUUGCCUGGAGAGGCUCUGUGCGUAACGAGAGCACGGGACUGCUGCUGCGCAAAGCAGGACAGGGGGGCUUUUUGGAGGCGCCACAUGUAGCUGCUCUCACACACAUCUGCAGACAUGUCCUUCCUAACCAUCCCGAACAAGGAGGGCCUUUUUCCUGCCAUCAAAACGGGCAAGGCGGCCGAGGAAGGGGCUCGAUCGCGCACGGACGCGGAUGUGGACGAGGAAGAGGAGGAUGACACCGAGGACGCCCGCCUCAUCCCCAGGUGCUCCCCGGUGCCCCGGAAGCGAGGCUCGUCCAUCUUUGACGAGACCGCCGAGUACAUGCGGAUCCACCAGGCGCUGUGCACCGGCAAGCGGGUGUCGUUCGCGGACACCACGGGCGGGGACCUGGUGGACGUGCGCGAGUUCCACGCCUUCGACUCGGACGAGGAUGAGGAACUCAMCGCCAAGUGGGAGGAAGAGGAGGCGAAGUACCGGAAAGCGGAGCGCGAGCCGAGCUACAGCGUGCGCGCGGAGUUCCACGCUCCCGGCGGCGGCGACCUGCUGCAGGCCGUCCGCGCCAGGAAGGUGGAGGUGGAGCGGAUCGGUCCCGUGGAGGACGAUCCGCUCGCCUUCAGCGGGCUCGUCCGGGUCCUGAACGUCUCCUUCCACAAAGCGGUUUACAUCAGAGCCACCAUGGACGGCUGGGCCACGUACUUUGACCACCCGGCGGAGUACGUCCCGGGGUCCAACGACGGGGAGACGGACCAGUUCUCCUUCAAGCUGUCCUUUGCGCCACCUUACACCACACACGGCUCCCGCAUCGAGUUCGUGGUGCGCUACGAGACCUCAGACGGAGAUUACUGGGCCAAUAACUCCUCUCUGAACUAUGUGGUGACGCUGAUUCUGUCCUAUAAGGAUGAUCCAGUUCAGACAAUCAGUGAUGCCCAACAGAGAAGAAGUAUCUUGAAACCCUGCAGAGUGCACAGUKUGGAUGAUGAAAACAGUGAUGAUGGUGAAGCUUCAGAAGAGGAUCAGGAAAAAGCAGAAGCAGAAGAACUGGAGAACUCCACACUGAGACCCAUCCGACCUGCAGCUGCCUGUCCGGCCACCGUGCAUCCAGAGAUCGACGUUGAGAACACAGUUCAACCAUCUGGUUCCUCCGUCCCACUCCACCACAGACCUCCAUCUGUUGAAGGCACGCCGUCCACUCGUGCUGUUUUCCAGGGUGAACAGUUACCCCACACGCCUUCCGAAACCAACCUUCACACCGAUCCAACCUUUGGACCGAACAUCGGUGAAUCCUACCAGCCAGAUGAGUCCCAACCUUCAACCAGACACCAAUGUGAACCACAGAGAAACACAUCAGAGCAGUCCACGAGCAGCAGCCCCWCUGCUUCAGCUCCGUUAUCACAGGAGACUGAAGGAAGAUCCGAUGAAUCCCAGGCUGAAGGAGUGGAGAGCUCAGAUUCAGAGUGUCUGUCUGCAACAGAGGCGAAGCUUCUGACAACAACACGAGAGGACGGAUUGACUGAACUCGACCCGCCUGCUGAGAGGGUCUUCUCUGAACCUUUGUCUCCUGUGGCAGAGACUGCAGCACCCAUUGAAGCAGACGGUGAAACCCAGCCUUUACCUGAUCUCACGUUAAACCCCUCAGUGAUCCCCAGACCYGCCUCCGAGGUGAGCCCAGACACAGCCUCUCAGUGUGUCUCGGCCAGCGGAGAGAACGACGGUGCUUCCCUGAACUCUUCAUCAGAUUAUUCUCCAAACACGCUGGAUCUCUCUGAGCCCUGGUCUGAACUCGACAUCAACAGGAAUCUGAUGUYGUGUGUUUUCUUUCUGAGUGGAGUCGUCUCCCUCUCAGUGGUGAUGCAGGAACCYCGUGCCCUCUUCUUCAUCGGGCUGCUUCUGGUUUUACACCGUUUCUGAGCCCCCACACCCACCCUUAAAGGUUUAUUUUGAGCUCCCGUCGAUUUAAGUGCCUUGUAAUAAUUCCAAGAUYGGCCAACGUGUGGAAAAAGGCUCAAUUGUCCCUUUGAACUUGUAGGGAUUUUUAUGCAAUAUAUUAUGGAAAGUGCAGCGUUCAGUAGAAUAUUAUCUAUUUUUUUCAUUAACCUUGUGAUCACUGUAAUGUCAAAGCACCGAAUUUUACCAAAACAGCGGUGUAAGUGUUUUAUGAUUAUUUUUGUUUCCUUGUGAAGAUGUGACACUCAGCCAGUACAACAGUGCACCUUUAAUGCCAUUACUGAUUAGAUAAACAAUGGUGGAAGCCUCCAGGUUUCAGUUUGAUGCCAGUGMCAAAGUGCCUUAAAGAGCUAAUAUCACAGGUGGGUAAUGGUUUGUGUUAAAAUCCUGUCUGGUUCCAGAAAUGCUCCCCUUCAAAACAUGCAUUACCAUCUCAGAUAAUUGUAUAUUUUCACUGGUUUUGUUUAAUUUCUCAUACUGAUGAUGUUUGUUAAAAUAAACCCUGUAAACAUAGUAUUUAGAA
This is a messenger RNA of Austrofundulus limnaeus, 2534 nucleotides long. RefSeq names its product protein phosphatase 1, regulatory subunit 3F (gene ppp1r3f). The record is from RefSeq and is a predicted model, not a curated record. Gene Ontology annotation, cellular component: protein phosphatase type 1 complex. Gene Ontology annotation, molecular function: protein phosphatase 1 binding; glycogen binding. NCBI's taxonomy places the organism in Eukaryota, Metazoa, Chordata, Actinopteri, Cyprinodontiformes, Rivulidae. Gene Ontology annotation, biological process: regulation of glycogen biosynthetic process.